UCCCCAGGACCCCCGUGCGUGGGUGGGGGCUGCCGUGACCCCGGGGCCUUGGCGGGACCCCCCGGGACCCUCCCGGUAACGGUGUAGCCCCAGGGACUCCCCGGUGCCUGCGGGGGGGGGACCCUGCCCGGACCCUCCGGGACCCCCCUUGGAGGUUCCAGUGCCGAGGGGACCCCGCCGAGACCCCCGGUGUCCCCGCUGGGACCCCAAGUGACGGUGCCGGUGCCUGGACAUCACCACCGGGACCCUCCGAUGACCCCGCCGGGACCCCCAGAGCAGAUGACGUCCUCCACCAAGGUGUACUACAGCCAGACCACGCAGACCGACAGCCGCCCGCUGAUGGGGCCGGGGCUGCGGCGGCGCCGCGUGCUGACCAAGGACGGCCGCAGCAACGUGCGCAUGGAGCACAUCUCGGACAAGCGCUUCCUGUACCUCAAGGACCUGUGGACCACCUUCAUCGACCUCCAGUGGCGCUACAAGCUCCUGCUCUUCUCCGCCACCUUCGCCGGCACCUGGUUCGCCUUCGGCGUGGUGUGGUACCUGGUGGCCGCGGCGCACGGCGACCUGCUGGAGUUCGAGCCGCCCGCCAACCACACGCCGUGCGUGAUGCAGGUGCACACGCUGACCGGCGCCUUCCUCUUCUCCCUGGAGUCGCAGACCACCAUCGGCUACGGCUUCCGCUACAUCAGCGAGGAGUGCCCGCUGGCCAUCGUGCUGCUCAUCACCCAGCUGGUGCUCACCACCAUCCUGGAGAUCUUCAUCACCGGCACCUUCCUGGCCAAGAUCGCGCGGCCCAAGAAGCGCGCCGAGACCAUCAAGUUCAGCCAGAACGCCGUGGUGGCGCAGCACGACGGCAAGACCUGCCUGAUGAUCCGCGUGGCCAACAUGAGGAAGAGCCUCCUGAUCGGCUGCCAGGUCACCGGCAAGCUGCUGCAGACCCACCUCACCAAGGAGGGCGAGAGCGUCCGGCUCAACCAGCUCAACGUGGACUUCCAGGUGGACACGUCCUCGGACAGCCCCUUCCUCAUCCUGCCGCUGACCUUCUACCACGUGGUGGACGAGGCCAGCCCGCUGCGGGACGUGUCCCUGCGCUCGGGGGACGGCGACUUCGAGCUGGUGGUCAUCCUGAGCGGCACCGUGGAGUCCACCAGCGCCACGUGCCAGGUGCGCACGUCCUACCUGCCCGAGGAGAUCCUGUGGGGCUACGAGUUCACGCCGGCCAUCUCGCUGUCGGCCAGCGGCAAGUACGUGGCCGACUUCAGCCUCUUCGACCGCGUGGUCAAGGUGGCGGCGCCCUGCUGUCACCACGAGGCCGUGCGGUUCGGGGACCCCGAGAAGGUCAAGCUGGAGGAGUCGCUGCGGGAGGCGGAGCGGGAGGGGGAGGGGGCCCCGCUCAGCGUCCGCAUCAGCAACGUCUGAGGGGGGACAGAGAGGUGACAUCGGCGCCGGGGUGGCGGCGCCGGGGCGAGGGGUGGCUCCCAGGUGGCACCGGGGCGAGGGGGUGGUGGUGGAUGGUGGCGAUGUCGCCAG
Molecule: messenger RNA, 1530 nt
Organism: Onychostruthus taczanowskii (white-rumped snowfinch)
Lineage: Eukaryota; Metazoa; Chordata; Aves; Passeriformes; Passeridae
Gene: KCNJ10
Product: potassium inwardly rectifying channel subfamily J member 10
Exons: 2
Coding region: 253-1419 (388 amino acids)
Biological process (GO): potassium ion import across plasma membrane; regulation of monoatomic ion transmembrane transport
Cellular component (GO): plasma membrane
Molecular function (GO): inward rectifier potassium channel activity
Source: RefSeq, a predicted model, not a curated record